CGUUUUGUUGUCCACUUGUUUUCUUCGGCGUGAUGGCGUCCUGUAUAGGUCGUGUGUUGGUAGGCCGCAAGGCUUCUUAUAGACUCCUCGAGGUUCUAAAAGAACCAUCAGUUUUCAAAGCAAGGACCCUGCCCCCUUCAAACCGAUCGCCUCUCUCACUUUCUAAUGUUACGUACACUCCAGUCGUUAUCAAGAAUCUACUACGAGAACGGGAGUUGAGAACUCACCAAAUACCUGAAAUAGGGGCAUGUACUCAUAUUCGACAGCUGCAGGAUGUUAUAGAGGGGGACGGAGAUCAGCCUAAGAAGAUGGUCCUAGAAUGGAUGGAUGCCGACCUCUGGCAAUGCCGACCGCACGGCAAGCUGGCUAAUCCGAAGCUUCCACAAAUUGUAGCAAAGUCUAUUCUUGAAGCUCUGGUUGUCUUCCAAAGGCUCCAUGCUGUGCAUACAGCAUUCCACGAGGGCGUGGCGAAGAACAAUCCCAACGCACAAACGAAGGAGACACGGGCUCCAGAGGUGUGGAAAGGCCUUGGAUUCGUACACCAUCUUCCAGCUCCUAUUGUCGCAAAGUUAACUAAUGAGCAGUUGGUGCAUUGGCUCCUGUCUCGUACCUUAUUCGGUCCCAGAGACAAGAUCAUCGAGCAGUACACAACAGCCUGGUGCUUAGCCAAGAUAAUCAGGCUCAUCGGGCCCAUGGAAAUACCGGAUGAUCCGAAAUACAAGGACGACUUCACACUGGCACAUGACCUCGCUGCGUCAAGUUAUAAGGACCCGAAAACGGGCCAGUGGAUGCCCUUUAUAGGCCUCGGUUCGUUGCGAGAAGAACUAGAACCGCUUUCACGAGAUGUGUGUUCGUACGCGUGUAUUGGCUUUGUUGAGUAUCUUCUCGUUGUUGACCCUGCGAAGCGACCGACGGCUGAGGAGGCGCUGCAACAUCCAUUCAUCAAGUCGAUUUCAUAAGAGAUACGUGAGGGCGCAUUUCUUUUUGGAACUGGACAAGGUGUGCGCAGCUCUCUCUCGUAAGUAACUACAGAGCUAUAGAACCGUUCUAGGGCU
This is a messenger RNA of Cucurbitaria berberidis CBS 394.84, 1055 nucleotides long. RefSeq lists its product as uncharacterized. The transcript has 4 exons. Gene Ontology annotation, molecular function: protein kinase activity; ATP binding. Gene Ontology annotation, biological process: protein phosphorylation. The record is from RefSeq and is a predicted model, not a curated record. NCBI's taxonomy places the organism in Eukaryota, Fungi, Ascomycota, Dothideomycetes, Pleosporales, Cucurbitariaceae. Bases 33 to 959 code for a protein of 308 amino acids.